Molecule: messenger RNA, 690 nt
Organism: Peronospora farinosa
Lineage: Eukaryota; Oomycota; Peronosporomycetes; Peronosporales; Peronosporaceae
Source: the annotation of a GenBank genome assembly
AUGGAUUGGUUGGUAGUGAAUAAAGGCAUGCUCUCGAGGCUGCUGUAUCCGAAUCCAGUGUGUCUGUUGUCCGUACGUAGCAGUGAUGGCACUUCGUGCAACCUCAUGACUAUCUCGUGGAUUACGGCUAUCAACAAUAAAGGAACAUUCAUCUGCUCUAUGAACGCCACACGACACACGGCCAAGUUCAUGAACCAAGCAGGCGUCAUCUUUGUAUUGAAUGUUCCCGUCCGAGGGAUGGAAGAAUUAGUCUUGGCUAUUGGAGGCUGCAGUGGAGCUGACGUGGAUAAAUUUGAUGCAUUUAAUGUUGCCGUGUGCGCUCCAGGAGGUGGAAAGCUUGAGGAUUUAUCCAACGAAGAUAAAGUGCCGACGAAAAAGCAGAAAUUGUCCAAGCAAGAGAUAGCGCGACAGGAAAUCAUCCAUGCAACUCGCCAGAGUAUUGCGCUGCGUGACUGCGUUGCUCACUUGCUGUGUCGAGUGGAUAGCGUGAUGGAAGACGAGGGGCAUCUACUGCUUCGGUGUUCACAGCUUGCUGGGUGGACUCGACGAGCUUACUGGAACGGAUAUAACUUCAUCCCGCAAGAUGGCACGGAUGUAGAGCCAUACCUGACGUUCCUUGGGAGCAAAGUAUUUGGCUACGUGGUGCCCGCAGACUCUGUGCCGACACAAAAAGGAUCGAGAGAUGUGUAA